AUGAUCGAUGCAGUGUGUCUAGGUGUUGAUCAAGGAUUGGCGGAGUUGAGAGAUCUAUUGCAGAACCUACAAGAAGGUAGCAGAAGGUGUUGCAGUGCAGUGGGUGUGUCGGUGAAGAUUCGACAAGGCAAGAUCGGAGAAAGGCUUGACUGGUGGUGGGUAGAAUCUGGUUUGUCAAAACUAGAAUUUGCUCGACAUAGACAUGUUGAAUACUACUUUUGGGUAGUUGGUGGUGUGAUUGAGCCAAAGUAUUAUGCAUUCAGAAUUGGGUUUGCAAAGUUAUCUGCACUUAUAACAUAUCUGGAUGGCGUUUAUGACACAUAUGGAACUUAUGAGGAGCUCCAACUCUUCAUUGAAGCCAUUAAAAAAUGGGAUCCAUCGGCCACAAAGGGGCUACCAGAGUAUAUGAAAAUUGCAUAUAUAGCCUUCUAUGAUGGGGUGAAGGACAUGUGGGAAGUUUACAUUGAUUCAUAUAUGCAAGAAGCAAAGUGGCUUGUUGAAGGUUAUGUACCAAGUUUGGAGGAGUAUUUAGAUAAUGGAAAAGUUAUUGGUGGCUCACGUGUGGUGACUUUACAACCUAUAUUAGCAGUAGAUGCAAUUCUUCCAGACAACAUCUUACCAGAAAUUGAUUAUCCUUCAAAGUUUGAUGAACUUUUAGGCUUAACACUUAGAGUUAAAGGUGAUACAAGAACCUUUGAGGGCACUGUCAAUGGGGCCGAAACGAAGCUCUUUUCUGUGAUUCAAGGCAAGGUGGCAUCUAUAAAGACGGUGAUUUUAGGGUUUACAGUCAUGCUAACGCAGAAGCAUCUAAAUCAUUAG
Cryptomeria japonica (Japanese cedar) is the source of this 819-nucleotide messenger RNA. Its product is annotated as alpha pinene synthase, chloroplastic-like. NCBI's taxonomy places the organism in Eukaryota, Viridiplantae, Streptophyta, Pinopsida, Cupressales, Cupressaceae. The coding region runs from base 1 to 819 and encodes 272 amino acids. The transcript is spliced from 7 exons. Gene Ontology annotation, molecular function: terpene synthase activity; magnesium ion binding. The record is from RefSeq and is a predicted model, not a curated record.